This is a messenger RNA of Raphanus sativus (radish), 1515 nucleotides long. RefSeq lists its product as uncharacterized. Gene Ontology annotation, molecular function: protein binding. Lineage: Eukaryota; Viridiplantae; Streptophyta; Magnoliopsida; Brassicales; Brassicaceae. The coding region runs from base 112 to 1332 and encodes 406 amino acids. The transcript is spliced from 8 exons. The record is from RefSeq and is a predicted model, not a curated record.
CAAUCGUCGUGACACGUCACACCUCCCUCUCCGCCGCCUCUCUGUUUCUUUUCUUCACCCAUUUGCUUCCCUUCUUCGUCUGUCGUGAGCUGAGCUGCUGUGGUAAGAGAGAUGAGUAACACAGCGAAGAAUAACCCAACGGUGGAGGAAGAAGAAGAAGAGGAUGAGGGAGACGUUUUCCUCGGUGAAUCCGAUGUCCUCCAUGAGUUCGAUGUCGACGGUGAAGAUCUUCCCGAAGCAGAUGAUGACGAAGAAGAAGAAGAAGAAGAGUUUGCAGAUGAAAACGAUGACUCCGUUCACACAUUCACCGGCCACAAAGGCGAGCUUUACGCGUUGGCUUGUAGCCCAACGGAUCCAACACUCGUAGCGACCGGAGGUGGAGAUGAUAAAGCCUUCCUCUUUAAGAUCGGCAACGGAGACUGGGCUGCUGAGCUUCUAGGUCACAAGGACUCUGUUUCCUCUCUAGCUUUUAGCUACGAUGGACAGUUACUUGCUUCUGGAGGUUUGGAUGGUGUUGUUCAGAUCUUUGAUGCAUCCUCUGGGACUUUGAAAUGUGUUUUGGACGGUCCUGGUGGUGGCAUCGAGUGGGUGAAGUGGCAUCCGAGAGGACACAUUGUGUUGGCUGGAUCAGAAGAUUGUUCUAUGUGGAUGUGGAAUGCUGAUAAAGAAGCUUAUCUUAAUAUGUUUUCUGGUCAUAACCAAAGUGUUACUUGCGGUGACUUCACCCCUGAUGGUAAACUGAUUUGUACUGGCUCUGAUGAUGCUAGUUUGAUUGUAUGGAACCCAAAAACUUGUGAAAGUAUCCAUGUAGUUAAAGGUCAUCCGUAUCACACGGAAGGGUUGAUAUGCUUGGACAUUAACUCUAACUCCAGUCUUGUUAUCAGUGGCUCAAAAGAAGGUUCUGUUCACAUUGUCAACAUAGUCACCGGAAAGGUUGUGAGCUCUCUUACUUCUCAUACAGAGUCAGUUGAAUGUGUGAAGUUUUCACCGAGCUCAGCAACAAUCCCUAUGGCUGCAAGCGGUGGAAUGGACAAGAAGCUUAUCAUCUGGGAUCUGCAGCAUUCAACUCCCAGGUUCAUCUGCGACCACGAGGAAGGUGUGACAUGCGUGACUUGGAUAGGAACCUCCAAGUACUUAGCCACUGGCUGUGCUGAUGGUACUGUGAGAGUUUGGGACAGCUUAUUAGGCAACUGCGUUCAUACCUUCCAUGGUCACCAAGAUGCGGUCCAGGCUAUCUCGGUCUCCACUAACACCGACUUCAUUGUUUCGGUCUCUGUUGAUAACACUGCUCGCGUCUUCGAGACAUCUGAGUUCCUAAACAAAACGGCAUAGGGCAAGUGAGAUAUAACACUUGUUAUAUGGUUCUUAUUACCUCUCGUUAUGGGUUCGGAUAAGUGAUGAAAAACAUUCUACUUUUCAAUUUUCUAUGCAAUGCAAUAUCAAAUAGUGUUAUGUUUCUUGUGUAGCUGAUAAGCAAAUAUCACACUGUGUCGAGCUAUCUCACACAUCACAAUA